AUGAAUGUAAAUACCUUCAUUGUUGAUUGACGCCGUUGGCCACUAGUUUGACGCGGAGUCAUGCCGAUCGACAUGACCAUUGCAGGCGCGAUGGGCCUGAAAGCUGUUGCCGCAGCGAAAGCGGCCUCAGCGGCGGCCAAACAGGCGGCAGCGCAGGCCAUUGCAAUGGCUCAGAACACCAAUUUGGCGGCCCUGCAGGCCGAACAAGCUCAGGCAAAUCUCGAGAAAUACGUCUAUGGGGUGCCUGUGUCUUCCAUCCCGCCCUCCGUGUCGCCCAUGCCUCCCGCUGCGAUACAUCCCUAUCCCAUGAAGGCCGAGAUGCCUGUGGCUGGGCUUGUACUUGGAUGCUGUAGAUGGUCACAAGACGAAGCGGAGGAAGCGAAGCUUCGAAAGAAACCCAGGGUCUUAAAAAGAGACCUGGGACAGUUCUUGUGAUUCUGACAUAUGACCUGAAUGGUCUGAAUGGUCUGAAUGGUCUGAAUGGU
Molecule: messenger RNA, 485 nt
Organism: Cladocopium goreaui
Lineage: Eukaryota; Dinophyceae; Suessiales; Symbiodiniaceae
Source: the annotation of a GenBank genome assembly